This is a messenger RNA of Exophiala aquamarina CBS 119918, 1653 nucleotides long. RefSeq names its product NADPH oxidase. The record is from RefSeq and is a predicted model, not a curated record. The transcript is spliced from 2 exons. Bases 1 to 1653 code for a protein of 550 amino acids. Gene Ontology annotation, molecular function: superoxide-generating NAD(P)H oxidase activity. Gene Ontology annotation, cellular component: plasma membrane; NADPH oxidase complex. Gene Ontology annotation, biological process: defense response; superoxide anion generation. Lineage: Eukaryota; Fungi; Ascomycota; Eurotiomycetes; Chaetothyriales; Herpotrichiellaceae.
AUGAAGAUGAUGCAGCGACUGACAUUUCGAAAUCUAGCUUUCCACAUUCUCUUCUGGGGCUUACACUGGGGACUGUUCGCUUAUGGAUGGUACCAGCAGGAUGACGCAAGACUUGCACCUCUCAACGAGCUGCAGUAUUCAAUAUGGAUAUCUCGAGGGUCGGGCCUAGUGCUCUCUCUGGAUGCAUUAUUGCUUCCACUGCCUAUGUGUCGCAAUAUCUUGACAUUCCUUCGACCGCGACUGAGGUCCUUCCUCGAUGACCCGCAAUGGAUACACAGGCAAAUUGCGUACGCCACCUUAUCUUUCACUAUCAUCCACGUUAGCUGCCACUACAUCAACUUCUUCAACGUUGAGCGGCUGCAAGUCCGGCCAGAAGCAGCUGUACAGAUUCACUAUACUCAAGCUGGUGGCAUUACCGGUCAUAUUAUGCUUGUUUGUAUGUACUUCAUGUAUACAACUGCUCAUCAUCGUGUUCGGCAGCAAUCGUAUGAAACGUUCUGGUACACGCACCAUUUAUUUAUACCGUUCUUCCUCGCCCUUUAUACUCAUGCAACCGGGUGCUUCGUGCGCGACACUGUCGAACCUUUCUCGCCCUUCGCGGGGGAUGAUUUCUGGGCCCACUGUCUUGGGUAUCAAGGCUUUAGGUGGGAGCUUUUCGGUGGUUUUUUCUACCUCGUCGAACGGCUCUACCGUGAAAUCCGGUCGAGGCGAGAAACAAAGCUCUAUAGACUCAUUAAACACCCGUACGACACCAUCGAGCUACAGUUUAAGAAACCAUCGAUGCAGUAUAAGCCCGGCCAGUGGCUCUUCAUCAACGUCCCAGAAGUGUCAAAAUAUCAGUGGCAUCCUUUUACAAUAACUUCAUGUCCCCACGACGACUAUAUUUCGAUUCACGUACGACAGGUGGGUGAUUGGACCAAAUCUCUCGCAAAUCUACUUGGCUGCGGUCCAGCCCAAGGAAAAGAAUUCGAGAAUCUGGACCCGCUGGCAACAUAUUAUGUGGCUCUAUCGGCUGGACAGACGCUUCCGCGAAUCAGGAUCGAUGGGCCGUAUGGAGCUCCGGCAGAAGACGUCCUACAGAACGACAUCGCGGUGCUGAUAGGCACGGGCAUUGGUAUUUCACCUUGGGCCUCAGUGCUCAAGAACAUCUGGCACCUGCGUGCUUCUGCUCGGCCGCCGAGGCGACUGAAGCGAGUCGAACUCGUCUGGGUGUGUAGAGAGACUACAGCUUUCGAGUGGUUCAAAACCCUAUUAUCGUCGCUCGAAGCACAGUCUGCCGCGGCCGCGGCCGCUUCCCAUCGCUCGGUGCCCGAGUUCCUACGAUAUCGCAUCCACCUCACGGCGAAGCUAGACCAUGAAAGUGCGACCAACAUCUAUCUGAAUUCCAUAGAGCAAGGGCAAGAAAUCGAUCCGUUGACAGGCCUGCGAACCAGCACCAGUUUUGGCCGUCCUGACUUCAAGCGCAUUCUUGCUACCAUCAGAGACGAUGCCAUUGCUGACUUGAAGCUGCAGAGAAGGAAGACGCUUAAGAAUCUCACAAUUGGCUGCUAUUACUGUGGACCCCCUGCGCUAGCCGCCAGUGUUGAAACGACAUGCUCUGAGCUGUCGAAGAAGAGCCGGGUAAGAUUUAAGUUUUGGAAAGAACAUUUUUAG